Messenger RNA from Caenorhabditis elegans, 999 nucleotides. It is a transcript of the gene str-243, whose product is annotated as Seven TM Receptor. The record is from RefSeq and is marked reviewed. The transcript is spliced from 4 exons. The coding region runs from base 1 to 999 and encodes 332 amino acids. NCBI's taxonomy places the organism in Eukaryota, Metazoa, Nematoda, Chromadorea, Rhabditida, Rhabditidae. Gene Ontology annotation, biological process: detection of chemical stimulus involved in sensory perception of smell.
AUGAGCUGGACAAGUGUUCAAUGUAUACUCCAAAAAGUCUGUACCCCCAUUGCAAUAAUAAUUAACAUUAUUUUAAUUCAACUAAUUUGGCACAGAUCACCAAAAGCUAUUGGUUUCUACAAAUACUUAAUGAUUUACAUCUCGGUUUUUGAGAUUCUCUACUCGCUACUUGAUAUAUUAGCUGCUCCCGAUUUUUUCGGUCAUGAUUCCAUUUUCAUCGUAAUAACUUCGUCUGAAAAAAUGAUUAUUCCCAAAGUUUUCCAAGUUCCGUUCACAAAUAUAUUUUGUGCAAUGUUUGGAGUUUCGCUGGCAAAUUUUGCAAUUCAUUUUAUCUACCGAUAUUUGGCUAUUAUUAAAAGCCCUUUACUAGAACCUUCUGUGAAAUUGGCAAUUUGGUUUUUUAUUCCGAUUAUUUAUGGAGUCACGUGGUCAGGUUUAUUAAUUGCAUUCCUUCAUCCUUUUGAGGAAACAGAUACAAUUUUGAGGAAAACAUAUUUACUCGAACGCAAUUUAACGUUGUCUGACAUAACUUAUGUUGGAACAAACUAUUGGAUUCCAACUGAUAAUGGGCAAGAAGUUCUAAAUCUAAGAAUCGGAAUCGGGAUGACUCUAAUUAUGUCAUUGGUUACCAGUUCAAUAGUUACAAUUUUAGUUUUUGCAACACUGUGCUAUCACAAAAUUGAGUCUCUUGUUAAAGUAUCCAGUAACUCCACUCAAUAUCGACUUCUUCAAUUACAACUGCUAAAUUCUCUAGUCGGACAGGCGCUGAUCCCAGCUGUAUUGAUGCUUGGCCCUAGUUCCACUGCAUUCGUCUCUCCAUUUUUUCACGAAGGAAGUGAAUCAAUAGGUGCAUUAUUUGGAAUUACAAUUUCGUUGUAUCCAGCAUUGGAUCCACUUCCGACAAUGUUUGUGAUCAAGAGCUAUCGAGAAGCAAUAUUCGGAUGCUGCCGGAAAACCACAAGAGUUCACGCAUCAAGGACCUCUACAGCAGCUUCUUGA